GAGGUAAGGGAAGGAGACGAUAACCAUAAUCCGACCAUAAAUACUACUACUACUACAAGGGAAGAGGAGUUGAAUUUCCGGCCGGAGGUCUCAGUCAAGCUGGCAAGGCCCAACCCAAACCCAAUCCGGAACCCCAACAAAGCCAUGCGUGCCGCCAUGGCGGCGGCGGCCCUCCGACCCACCGCCGCCACCCUCCGCUUCCUCUUCACCCCACCUCACCAGCGCCGCCGCCUCUUGGUCGAACACCUCCCCUUUGCUCGCCGACGCCGCCACUCCUCCACCGCCACGGCCCCUGCGCUGGAGGACUCCAGCCCCAGCAAUGGCGAAGGCAAGGCCGCCCGCCGCCGCCGCGCCCGCGAAUCCCCCGAGGGCCUCCUCCGUCACCAGCUCGACAUGUGCUCCCGCAACGCCGACCUCACCACCGCGCUCCGCCUCUACGACGACGCCCUCUCCCCGGACACCCCCGUCCCGCUCUCCCUCCACCACUACAACUGCCUGCUCUACCUCUGCUCCAACGCCGCCGCUACCGACACUGACACCGAUAGCUCCACCGCCGCCGCCCAGCGCGGCUUCGACAUCUUCGCCAGGAUGGAGGCCGACGGCGUCCAGCCCAACGAGGCCACCCUCACCAGCGUCGCGCGCCUCGCCGCCGCCACCCGCGACCCCGCCAUGGCCUUCUCCGUCGUCCGCCGCAUGGCCGCUGCGGGCACCCCGCCGCGCCUCCGCUCCUACGGCCCGGCCCUCUUCGCCUACUGCGACGCCAAAGACGCCGACGGCGCCAAGCAGGUCGAGGCCCACAUGGACGCCUCUGGCGUCGUGCCCGAGGAGCCCGAGCUCGCCGCGUUGCUCCGCGUCAAUGCGGACAAGGGCAAGGCCGAUGAGGUUUACAGGCUCCUGCACAGGACGCGCGCCCUCGUCAGGCAGGUCUGCGACACGACCGCCCAGGUCGUCGAGGCCUGGUUCCGGUCGGACGCAGCGUCCCAGGCGGGGGUGGACAAGUGGGAUCCCAGCAAGGUCAAGGAGGGCGUCGUCAAGGGCGGCGGCGGCUGGCAUGGCCAGGGAUGGCUUGGCAAGGGGGCAUGGAGCGUUGGCUGGACCGAGAUGGACAAGGAUGGGACAUGCCAACGCUGUGGGGAGAAGCUUGUCUGCAUAGACAUUGAUCCAUCGGAGACUGACAACUUUGCAAAUUCGCUCACCGAACUUGCCAUCAAGCGUGAGGUCAAGGAAGACUUCCUCGGGUUCCAGAACUGGCUACGUCGCCAUGGACCAUUCGAUGCUGUUAUAGACGCUGCUAAUGUAGGCCUUUACAAUAGUAAAGCUUUCAGUUUUUCACAGGUUAACUCUGUUGUAAAUGCUAUACAGAGAGUAACUAAGUCAAAGAAGUUGCCACUGAUCAUUUUGCAUAGGAACCGUGUAAAUGGUGGUCCUGCAAAGGCUCCAUACAACCAGAAGAUUCUGGAGAGUUGGAGGAAUGCUGGAGCUCUGUAUGCGACCCCUCCUGGUUCCAAUGAUGAUUGGUACUGGUUGUAUGCAGCUGUCAGUUGCCGAUCGUUGCUUGUUACAAAUGAUGAGAUGCGAGACCACUUGUUUCAACUGCUUGGCACUAGUUUUUUCCCUAGGUGGAAAGAGAAACAUCAGGUCAGACUAACUUUCUCCGGGCGUGGCCCUACCCUUCACUUGCCACCUCCCUAUUCAAUUGUUAUUCAGGAAUCUGAAGAUGGAAGCUGGCAUGUACCAACAACAACAGCAAGUGAUGGGAGCCUUAUUUGAUUGAAGUUGCACUUUGGUGGCCUUGGAGGCUUUGCUGUUCUGCCCAGGUGAGGCGCCGUCACACUGAGAUAAAGAGACAUUUAUUUCUGGCGACCGGUGUUUCUAGGCAGCGUGUUUAUUUCUGGCGACCGGGUGUUACCGAUGCGCCAAGGACAUGAAUAAGAAGAGACAUUUAUUUAUAUGGCCCUCAAAAAAAUACCUCUUAUUUAUAUGGUCCUCUUUUUUUUUAAAAAAAAAACUUCCUUCUAUGGCACUCAAACGAAUUUUCAUUUCUUCUAUGGCCUUUCGUCUAUUUUCAGCACUUAACAGUGUUAAGUGGAGGAUAAAAAGACUAUAAUGCUCCUGACAUGCGCAAAAUUUGGUUUAUUUCUUGUAUAAAUGAAAUUUUGUUUUGAGCACAUAUUGUAUGUGAUGCUGUCCAAAUAUUUACUGUGAUCCAAAUAUGUACUGUUAUAAUGUCUAAAUUGUCAAUUUAUUUGUUUAAUAUUACUCAAAGUCAAAUAUACAAGAAACAAACCAAACUUUGCGAUUUUUUUUCACGCCAGGGGCAUUAUGGUAUUUUUACUCUCCACUUAACAUCGUUAAGUGCUGAAAAUGGACAAAAGGCCAUAGAAUGAAUUAAAGUUCGUUUGAGGGCUAUAGAAGGAAGUUCAAAAAAAAAUUAUAUAAGGAAAAGACAUUUUUUUAGGGUCAUACAAGUAAAUCUCUCGAGUAAGAAUGUGCAUGUGUUCUUGUGUGUGUGUGUGUGUGUCAGUUGAACACUA
Sorghum bicolor (sorghum) is the source of this 2534-nucleotide messenger RNA. RefSeq names its product proteinaceous RNase P 1, chloroplastic/mitochondrial. Lineage: Eukaryota; Viridiplantae; Streptophyta; Magnoliopsida; Poales; Poaceae. Gene Ontology annotation, molecular function: protein binding; ribonuclease P activity. The coding region runs from base 145 to 1770 and encodes 541 amino acids. Gene Ontology annotation, biological process: tRNA 5'-leader removal. The transcript is spliced from 7 exons. The record is from RefSeq and is a predicted model, not a curated record.